ACAUUUUAUUCAUCACUUAAUUUAACACACUAAGAGUUAUAUAAUAAGAAGUUGAAAAAAAUGGCUUCAAAAGCUUUGAUUCUGUUUGGUCUCUUUGCAGUUCUUCUCGUCGUCUCCGAAGUGUCUGCAGCAAGGCAGUCUGGCAUGGUGAAGCCGGAGAGUGAGGAAACAGUGCAACCUGAAGGUUAUGGCGGAGGACACUACGGAGGAGGAGGAGGCGGAGGACAUUACGGUGGAGGAGGAGGCCACGGACAUGGAGGAGGAGGCCACGGACUUGACGGAUACAACGGAGGACAUGGUGGACACGGAGGAGGAUACAGUGGAGGGGGAGGCCACGGAGGUGGAGGACACCACGGAGGAGGAGGCCACGGACUUGACGGGUACAACGGAGGACAUGGUGGACACGGAGGAGGAUACAGCGCAGAAAGGAGGCCACGGGCUUAACGAACCUGUUCAGACUAAGCCCGGUGUUUAAAACUCUAUAAGACUAUAAUAUUUUAAUCAGCAUGCAUGCAUGGUUGCACUGAUAUAUACACAUAUGUGUGUAUGACUAUAAAUAAACCGUGGUGAGUUUGUAAUGCAGUCCCUUCAGAAAUGUUUGGAAUAACGUUUCAUAAUAUUAAUUAGUUUCAUAAAUAAACCAUGGUGAGUCCUUUCACACAAAAACUAAUAUCGUUUCUAGGUGAAAUUACUCUCUUUCGGUUU
Camelina sativa (false flax) is the source of this 705-nucleotide messenger RNA. RefSeq lists its product as uncharacterized. The record is from RefSeq and is a predicted model, not a curated record. NCBI's taxonomy places the organism in Eukaryota, Viridiplantae, Streptophyta, Magnoliopsida, Brassicales, Brassicaceae.